Messenger RNA from Lecanosticta acicola, 1114 nucleotides. The record is from the annotation of a GenBank genome assembly. NCBI's taxonomy places the organism in Eukaryota, Fungi, Ascomycota, Dothideomycetes, Mycosphaerellales, Mycosphaerellaceae.
AUGAGCUCAGCCAUCAUCGGCGACUCUGGUCGCAUUUAUACUGGUUACACAGUGCUCAGACGGCAUCCUCAGGACAGCAGCUUUGACAUAUUCAAAACGCAGUUCGUUCUUCGUGUCUAGGGAAAGAUGAUGUUUUUCUGACUAGCUAGGCAGAUCCGGAGACAAGAGCUUCAUCUUCAAACGUGUACCGAAACCGUUCUUCGACCUAUCUCAACGCAUUGCCAACGACUUUUCGUCAUCCCGACGUCUUCGCAUGCAUGUGGACUGCAACAGCGAAGAUUCUAUCCUUGUCUAUCCUUAUUUUCGAGAUACCCUACUUGCUCUACUGAAAGAUGAUCCGGCCUUUCCACCGGAUGAACGGUUAAAGAUCAUGCGAGGUGUUGGAGAGGCAAUUCAGGAACUUCAUGCAAAGGAUUGGGUUCAUGCUGGUGUGUCUUGUGCACUCAUCGAUGGUAUUUGAAGCUGACGGACUCCGGAAGAUGUUAAGCCAGAUAACAUCUUAGUUGACUGGACAUGCGACAGCGAGGGCAACAAGGUAAUCACAGAAGUGGCACUAGGUGAUUUUGACAUCGCCUGUAAACUCAAAGACGGCGAGACUCGCGUUACACCAUAUGCUGUGGGCAAUGCCAUGUGGCGAAGUCCCGAAGGACAGACUGGCAUUUCGACAAGGGCAUCGGACAUCUAUUCAUUGGGACUAGUGGUGAGUCCUACACGGCUACAAAGCAAUAACCCGUCUGAUUCUUGUCCACAGUAUAUCUAUGCCCUAGGAGGUGGAGAACUGCUUGUACUAAAUGAUUACCAGAGGCUCGUGAAAGCGGGCAUUACGCCAGAGCAAGAAGUAUUAACCAAGCACUUCUGUUACUUCGGUCCAGUUCCGGAAAGUCUCUACCAACAAAUAGAGGAUGAAAAAUGGAGGGCUGCUCUGCAAUUAGCAUCAAGAAUGGCUGAGGCAGAAGUGGAGGAACGCCCAAUGCUUAGAUUGAGGGUCUGGGGCCAAGAAUUGGGCGACAAGGCGAUGGAUAUGCUCUCUGGGAUGACGAAUCUCGAUCCUAAAGCCCGGUUGACGAUCGACCAAGUGCUGGCGCUUCCGUAUUGGCGAGAAGGUGAUUCAUGA